Molecule: messenger RNA, 1269 nt
Organism: Trifolium pratense (red clover)
Lineage: Eukaryota; Viridiplantae; Streptophyta; Magnoliopsida; Fabales; Fabaceae
Product: dehydration-responsive element-binding protein 2F
Exons: 1
Coding region: 47-913 (288 amino acids)
Biological process (GO): positive regulation of DNA-templated transcription; response to stress
Cellular component (GO): nucleus
Molecular function (GO): transcription cis-regulatory region binding; DNA-binding transcription factor activity
Source: RefSeq, a predicted model, not a curated record
CCACUACCAUUUUCACUUGUUCUAUACUAUAUCCUUCAAAAUAUACAUGAUGGAUACUUGCAAGAAAUCUCCCUUGAAACCAUGGAAGAAAGGGCCAACCAGGGGGAAAGGUGGCCCUCAAAAUGCUGCAUGUGAGUAUCGAGGCGUUCGCCAGAGAACGUGGGGAAAAUGGGUUGCUGAGAUCAGAGAGCCAAAGAAGAGAACUAGACUCUGGCUUGGUUCUUUCGCAACUGCGGAAGAAGCUGCAAUGGCUUAUGAUGAAGCUGCAAGGAGACUCUAUGGACCAGAUGCAUACCUUAAUCUUCCACACUUGCAGCCACACUCAGUUUCGUCUAUCAAAACUGGAAAGUUCAAGUGGUUGCCUUCAAAGAAUUUCAUUUCAAUGUUCCCUUCUUGUGGAUUACUCAAUGUAAAUGCUCAACCUAGUGUUCAUUUAAUCCAUCAGAGGCUACAAGAGUUUAAGCAGAAUGCAGUUGCUGCAAGUCAAUCAUCGCUUUCUAGUUCAUCUAAUGAUCGAAAGGCAGAAGAAAAUCAGAAUGUAGAGAGCAACAAGAAUCAUGCAGAAAAUCCACCAAAGGAAAAAGAUGUUCAAACAUCGGCGAAUAAGAUGCUUGGAGAUUUUCAAGAGGAGAAACCACAGAUAGACCUACAUGAGUUUCUUCAACAGAUGGGAAUACUGAAAGAAGAAACACACUCGGAGCAAACUGAGAGUUCGGGAAGUUCAACAGUGCAUGAAGCGGUGUCAAAAGAUGAUAAUAAUCAAUUGGGAAUAUUUUCUGACACAAGUGUUAAUUGGGAGGCAUUGAUCGAGAUGCAUGGAUUUGCAGAUAUUCCGGAAUCAGAAGCCACGCAGCUCGAAGCAUAUGACCCAAAUGACCAUCUUAAUUUCUCAACUUCCAUUUGGAACUUUUAGAAACUUAGCUGGUUUGUCAGUCAAGAAAAGAGAAACUACCUUAUCUAGCUUUUAAGGAGUUGAAAUCUAGUUAGAAUUCGAUAUGGUACUCUCUCCAGCCUUAAACAUAAGCAAAAAAGUAUAUGUAUUUAGUUUAAAUGUGGACCAAGUACAUAUACUUUUUCGCUUAUACUUAAAGCCGGAGAAGUACUACUUAAUAACUCAGCCUAAGCUGAUCAGACGGUUUUGGUCCUACUAGUACUCAAUUGCUGUUUGACUUAUGUGUGCUGAAUUUCAAUCUAUUGACAGCAAUGUAAGAGUAGGAAAGUAGCUAGGAAGGAGCUUAUUUUAGUAGUUGUAGUGGCAAAGUUCAUGUU